Penicillium macrosclerotiorum is the source of this 2538-nucleotide messenger RNA. RefSeq names its product exocyst complex component Sec10 family protein. Bases 1 to 2538 code for a protein of 845 amino acids. Gene Ontology annotation, cellular component: exocyst; cytoplasm. Gene Ontology annotation, molecular function: protein binding. NCBI's taxonomy places the organism in Eukaryota, Fungi, Ascomycota, Eurotiomycetes, Eurotiales, Aspergillaceae. The transcript has 5 exons. The record is from RefSeq and is a predicted model, not a curated record. Gene Ontology annotation, biological process: exocytosis; Golgi to plasma membrane transport.
AUGCCGAACGGGAAGAAAGUGCGGGCGCCUGCGCAGCCACGCAGAGAUGUGCUGGCUUCUUUGCGCAUGGCGUCCAUGGAGGAAAUAGCGCGAGCUUCGCUUCCUGCUGAAAUCAUGUCGUUGGUCCUUGAUUAUCUUAGCCCCACUGACCUAAUCUGUGUCGCGCGGUCCAGCAAGUUGCUUCACGAAAUGGCAUAUGAUGAUACGCGAUGGGUACAGCGAUUGAAACGAAUUGGCUGCUGGGACGAGGCGGACGCCCGAAAGCAUAUCGAGAAGACUUACGGCACCAUCGCAAAUGUGGAUGAUAUUGAACGAGAUGCGGCCGGCAUUUCAAAUGAUAUGGGCCCUGUGAUCUCAGUUGGGGAGACUUCAGCAGCCUCGGAUAUGAAUGCUAUUUCAGACGGGUUCGACAAAAUUGAGUUAAUCAGCACGGCCGCUGCGUCGGAGAUAAAGGCUGUCACAGAAAUCGAGGACGAUCCGGAUCUGGUAGUCUUGGAACAGGCUCGGUCGAUUCGAGGCGAAGCGCGUCAAGAAUAUGGAAAGAUCCAUGCUGCACUGGCACCUUUCUACUAUGACAUUGCGAGAAAGGGGCCCUCGACUGAGAAUCUUGUCUUCACAAGUUAUAAAGACCCACAAGCACAAGCUCAAAUCUUGUCACAGUUGGUGGCAUUCGCGAAGUCCGACAUGACUGAUGGGUGGGAAGACCGGGUGGAACGCUUAGACAACACAGUGUCCAUGUUUGAAACAGCCUCAAUCAACGAAUUUCGGAAAGGAUAUGAGACCGAUGACAUUGAAGGCAGUAUGCGCAAGUACGCUCACAUUCUUUGGACGCUCAAUGGGGGCCAGGCUGCUGUGGAGCUCUUUAUCCAUCACAAUCACUUGAUGACACGGAAAUCUGAACUUGGUAGCGUGGUGACCAUCAUAAACCGCGCUUUUCCUUCUGAACUUGAUGUGGCGUCUCCAUUCAUGGAAAAGAUCGGAAAGGACAUUCUCUACCCAUUUCUGUCGGCAAUCUUUGACGAGCUCCACCGCAUCAACAUUGAAUCUUACCUUACUGCGAUAUCGGUGACGUUUGUACAGUGCAUGAAUCUGUCCGAAUCUCUGCUCCCCAUUCGGAACUCUGGCGAAAAGUUCGACCAGUACCUAGAUUCGGUUGUGAUCAAGAUUUACGAGCCCCAUAUUGACCUCUAUUUGGCCGAAGAGCUUGACUUUUUCGGAAAAACUCGGCAGCAACAGUUGAUGAUUGGGACCGCCAACUUUCAGAGCAAGCUGCCUCCACCGAACUUUCUCACAUCAUUCAAGAAGGUGAUCAUGAUGCCUGUCAACAUUCUACCCAGUUUCUCUAGCAACAAGGGGAACGAGGAAUCGAAGUCCGAUUCAGAGGCAGAUGGUAAUGGCCCUAAUCCCAAGGUCCCGAAUCGUUUCUCUACAAUAUCGUCACCAGCACCACCAACGUUGGAGGAAGCCCCGACGACCGAGCUAGCCGCCAAGGCAGCGAUUAUGAAAACAAAGAUGGAGGGCAUUCGCUCUUUGUUCAGCAUCGAGAUUGCGCUGAACCUCGUUCAUUCCGCCAAGUCUAGUUUGGAGAGAGCUGCGCAAUUUGUGCGACUUGGGGGUGAGUAUGGCAGAGCCGCAAAGCACCAAUGCGAGGCAAUCUUUGUGGCAUUGCUUCGGAUCCUGGGAGAUCGUCAUGUUAUAGUUGGCUUUGAUAAAGCAGUGGAUCAUCUGUCUAAUUACCGGCCACGUGAACAAGACGACCGCGACUCGUCAGGUGUGGAACCUCUAGUGACAUUCUUGGAGUUGGUCAACGUGGGCGAUCUGAUCUUACAGAUGGUGGAUGUGUUUUAUGAACAGGAGCUUGUCGGCACGAAACUGACUGAUCGCCAUGAUUUCCUUGAUCCGGCAGUUAAGGAGAAAAAGAAGUUUGAGCAGAUGCUGGACGAGCGAGUCGCAGCAGGUUUGAACAAGGGCAUUGAUGUUCUGAUGGAGGAAGUCGAUUACAUCCUUGCCACACGCCAGCUGGCCACUGAUUUCAACCCAGGAGUCUCGACAGACCCUCAUCGACAGACGAUGGAUGUUGGUAUCAGUGAAGCCGCGGCGGCAGUAGUGGAUGUGGUGUCUUCGCACACCCGGAUGCUUGUCGGAAGCACCGACAAGAGCACGCUGGAUGUGUUCAACCAAGAAGUUGGUCUCCGUCUCUUUGGCGCCUUAUGUAAACACCUCAAGCGACAGCGAAUCAGCGUGGAAGGGUCCUUGAAGUUGAUCAGCGAUAUGAAUCACUAUUUCCAAUUCACCCAGAAGCUCAGAAACGCUGAGCUACUCGUCUACUUCACUGCUCUCCGUGAACUAGCUCAGAUUUAUCUGAUUGACUCGUCCGAUGCCAAGGAAAUGGCAACAAUUAUCGCCGAUGCCGACCGCUUCCAUGGAAUCUGGAGCGUGGAAGAAGUGUAUGAAUUUGCCGAGCGCCGAGUCGACUGGUACCAGGUGAAACGCGAUGUGGAACGAGCCAUGUACGGCAUUGGUUGUAGCGUGAUGUAA